Messenger RNA from Manduca sexta (tobacco hornworm), 966 nucleotides. It is a transcript of the gene Prosalpha7, whose product is annotated as proteasome subunit alpha type-3. The transcript is spliced from 5 exons. Lineage: Eukaryota; Metazoa; Arthropoda; Insecta; Lepidoptera; Sphingidae. The record is from RefSeq and is a predicted model, not a curated record. Bases 171 to 938 code for a protein of 255 amino acids. Gene Ontology annotation, cellular component: proteasome core complex, alpha-subunit complex; synapse; nucleus. Gene Ontology annotation, biological process: ubiquitin-dependent protein catabolic process.
UCAUAAUAAAUAUGUGACAAAGAAAACAAGCCGAUGACUGUCAUCUUGUUGCUAAAGUUUUAUCGCCGCCGAACACUAAUAUAUUAUUGGUAUCGAAUCCACGGAUAUUCAAUGAAAAAUUAGUAAUAAUAAAAUUUAAUUUUAUAGCAUUCGUUAAAUAAUCAACAAUCAUGAGUUCUAUCGGCACUGGCUACGAUCUCUCAGCCUCACAAUUCUCGCCGGAUGGUCGCGUGUUUCAAGUAGAAUACGCAGCCAAAGCCGUAGAAAACUCUGGAACAGUCAUUGGUCUUCGCGGAAAAGAUGGUGUAGUAUUUGCAGUUGAAAAACUUGUGACAUCCAAACUGUACGAGCCUGGCGCCAACAAGAGAAUAUUCCAUGUCGAUGAACAUGUUGGAAUGGCUGUUGCGGGUCUCAUCUCCGAUGCCAGGCAAAUUGUGGAAACAGCUCGUUCUGAAGCAUCAAACUAUAGAUCACAGUAUGGAACUCAUGUACCACUGAAGUAUUUGAAUGAGCGUGUGUCUAUGUACAUGCAUGCCUACACACUGUACAGUGCUGUCCGUCCGUAUGGCUGCUCCGUUGUGAUGGGCACCUGGACCGAUUAUGAGGGUCCACAGAUGUACAUGUUGGAUCCCAGUGGAGUUUCAUUUUCAUACUUUGGAUGUGCAGUAGGUAAAGCAAAGCAAGCUGCGAAGACUGAAAUUGAAAAGCUAAAACUCGCCGACAUGACUGUAAAAGACUUGGUGAAGGAGGCAGCAAGGAUAAUCUAUCUCGUACACGACGAGCUUAAAGACAAGCAGUUUGAGUUGGAGCUAUCCUGGGUGUCUAAGGACACGAAGGGACGCCAUCAAAUAGUCCCACGGGAGCUCGCCGCCGAAGCUGAAAACCUCGCGAAGCAGGCACUGGCCGAUAUCGAAGAUUCUGAUGAGGGCGAUAUGUAAACAUAGAUAAUAAAUUUUUACUAUAUAA